Solanum stenotomum is the source of this 1257-nucleotide messenger RNA. Its product is annotated as ubiquinol oxidase 2, mitochondrial-like. Bases 86 to 1198 code for a protein of 370 amino acids. Gene Ontology annotation, cellular component: mitochondrion. NCBI's taxonomy places the organism in Eukaryota, Viridiplantae, Streptophyta, Magnoliopsida, Solanales, Solanaceae. The transcript has 4 exons. Gene Ontology annotation, molecular function: alternative oxidase activity. Gene Ontology annotation, biological process: alternative respiration. The record is from RefSeq and is a predicted model, not a curated record.
UGCCUUUUCCUCCAAGUUACUAUCCAAACUUCUUGCAAUUCUUCAAUUAAUUUCACUUUAAUUUAAAUUAGUUCAAAUAACAAAGAUGAUUACACGUGGCGCAUCGAGGUUGGCGCGUUCUAUGAUGUCUCACAUUGGUCCACGUUACUAUUCAAUUAUAUGUCCGGUGGCCGGAAAUGAAGCCGGAAACGGAGUUGUUACCGGUGCAUCAUUCAAUUUCUUGCAUGGAAAUUCUAUCAAGGGUUUCGAAAAGACGAUGGUGACAUACGUUAAGUACUUUUCAACUAUGAAUUCGCAUAACAACACAAGUACAAUGAAUUUGAGGGACAAGGAGAAAAAUGAAGAACAUAAUGGUCAAAGAAAUGCUGAUCAGAGCGGUGGCGAAGUCAACGCCACCGCUCUUAGUAGUGGUGGAAAUAAUAAUAAUAAUAAUAAUAAAGGUAUCGUUAGCUAUUGGGGUAUUCAACCCCCUAAGGUUACGAAAGAAGAUGGUACACCAUGGAAGUGGAAUUGCUUUAUGCCAUGGGAGACAUACAAGGCAGAUUUAUCGAUUGAUAUGAAAAAACACCAUGUGCCUAUUACAUUGUUGGAUAAAGUGGCUUAUUGGACUGUCAAGGCCCUUAGGGUACCCACGGACUUAUUUUUUCAGAAGAGGUAUGGUUGUCGUGCAAUGAUGUUGGAAACUGUGGCGGCAGUCCCCGGCAUGGUAGGAGGAAUGUUGUUACAUUGUAAAUCUUUAAGGAGAUUCGAGCACAGUGGUGGUUGGAUCAAAGCACUAUUAGAAGAAGCAGAAAAUGAAAGAAUGCACUUAAUGACAUUCAUGGAAUUAUCAAAACCAAAAUGGUAUGAACGUGCACUUGUCUUAAUAAUACAAGGCAUAUUCUUCAAUGUUUAUUUUAUGACCUAUAUUUUGUCACCAAAAUUGGCACAUCGAAUUGUUGGUUACUUAGAAGAAGAAGCUAUUCAUUCCUACACUCAAUUUCUUAAAGAAUUAGAUGAGGGAAAUAUUGAAAAUGUAGCUGCACCGGCUAUUGCUAUUGAUUAUUGGCGUUUGACGCAAGACGCGACUCUUAAAGAUGUUGUCAUGGUGGUUAGGGCGGAUGAGGCUCAUCAUCGAGAUGUCAACCACUUUGCAUCGGAUAUUUAUUACCAUGGACAAGAACUGAAGGACUGUCCAGCUCCACUUGGGUAUCACUGAGACAACAAUUUGGUACUAAUAUUAUACUCUAAAAUAAAACUUAGUAAAGUUUUUUGUCU